Molecule: messenger RNA, 384 nt
Organism: Zea mays
Lineage: Eukaryota; Viridiplantae; Streptophyta; Magnoliopsida; Poales; Poaceae
Product: probable polyribonucleotide nucleotidyltransferase 1, chloroplastic
Exons: 3
Coding region: 16-369 (117 amino acids)
Biological process (GO): mitochondrial RNA 3'-end processing; mitochondrial mRNA catabolic process
Cellular component (GO): chloroplast stroma; mitochondrion; cytosol
Molecular function (GO): RNA binding; 3'-5'-RNA exonuclease activity; polyribonucleotide nucleotidyltransferase activity
Source: RefSeq, a predicted model, not a curated record
UGAUAUGACACCAGCAUGGCUUCUGUUUGUGGAGGUUGUUUAGCACUUCAAGAUGAUGGGGUUCCUAUAAAGUUUCCUGUUGCUAGAAUUGCAAUGGGCCUGGUCCUUGAUACACAAGAAUUUGGUGGAGAUGGUAGCCCACUUAUACUUUCUGAUAUUACUGGAGCUGAAGAUGCCUCUGGUGACAUGGAUUUGAAGAUUGCUGGUAAUGAAAGUGGCAUAUCUGCAUUUCAGAUGGACAUUAAGGUAGUUGGGAUAACUCUACCUGUGAUGGAGAAAGCACUCCUUCAAGCUAGGGAAGGGAGACAACAUAUUCUAAGUAAGUCUGUACUAAGACAAAGUAGCUGUAAAAUGUGUAGGGCAAAAUGAAUCACGACACCACUC